Molecule: messenger RNA, 8807 nt
Organism: Amoebophrya sp. A120
Lineage: Eukaryota; Dinophyceae; Syndiniales; Amoebophryaceae
Source: the annotation of a GenBank genome assembly
CUUUCUCGUCGCAACCUGAAUCUCACUGAGAUGUUGCUCUUCAAUCAUAAAGCGUACAUCUUGCUUAUGCAGCGUGUAGUGAUGUUGGUGUCUUGUUCUUGUUGUUCAUGUUGACCAUGACAAGAAGAACAUAAGAGCAGCCAAGGCGCAGCAGCUCCUGCCCUUGCCGUCUGUUGUUGAAGUUGAAGAUGGCUCAUCUGCGCGUUGAAUCCGUGUCCCCGGAGCGGCCUAGCCUGAGCGAGCGGUUUAUCCAGGAGAAAACACGCGUCCCCAUCCAUUUUUUUGCAUGACAAGCACUGGAGUUUAUGCAUAUUUUGCAUGACAAAUUGGAUGGGGAUGGGUGUUUUUUCCUGGAUACGAUUCCGCGAACUGCAGGAGCGGCGGGAGAAGUUGUCGCGAAAGAUCGAGGAGCGACUAGGAAGUUUGAGCGCAGGAGGAGCAGCUGCAACUGCCGGCGGAUCCUCGACCACAGGCACAAGUUCUUCUACAACUUCCGCGAGGCCACCUCCAGCACCCUCACUUGGCACCGCAGAGCUGCAAACUUCUAGUAGUUCCUCUGUUCCUGCAGGGACGACGCACAAGAACAGUAGCAGGACGCUUUUUGUACCCGCCGGAGGACCAACCGGAGGUGUUGUGUCAUCUUCGAGCACUGGGACCGCGGGGACAGAAAGUACGGUACUGAAUGUUGGCGCCGCGACGUUUAAUGUUCCACCGACGUCCACGGCCAUCAAUAGCUACCACCUGGACAUUGUGGAGGAGGAAACCUCGGACGACCUCGCGAGCUCACCCGAGUGGAACCGCAAAAACGGUACGACCAGGAAUUCCCUGAUCCGCAAGGCCGCCGAGUCCGCAUUACAGCAGCAGAAGAAGAACUACAACUACCGGCAGAUGAACAAUACUGCUCAACAAAGUGGUCAAAUUGUUCAUAAUUACAAUUACAAGCAAGCGUUUCUGUACAGUACAAAGGAACAAGACGACGACGGCACUAGUACGCCAGCUGGAGGGGCUCCAGCCGGAGAUGAGGAAGUAGACUCCGUCCUCCGUGCCGAGGGCGAAGACCUACACCCCGACGAAGUCGAGGAUGCCGGGCCGUUGGAGAUCUAUGAGCACGAAGACGGCCACCUCCGGGACGCCGACGGACACCUGGUGGACGCCGAUGGGCGGCUGAUAGACGCGGAAGGAAGAUUCAUCGACGCCGACGGGAGGUGGGUUAGGGUUUUUGAUUUACCUUUGAACGAAAAUGAUUAUACUUGUCGAGCACGUGAAAGAACGAACCCAGCACGUACUACUUUCGUCUUGUUUCAAACACGAGAAUCAGAUUUCUCAUCGGUGUUAACACCUACUAGUACUAUCAGGAGUAUCUGUAUCUUCGACCACCUGACCACUUCUCAACACACCAAUCUACCAACGAUCAAGGUUCAUCGACGAAACGGGUCGGUUUGUGGACGCCGAGGGCCGCUACGUGGACGAAGAUGGCCGCUACAUUGACGAAGACGGAAACUUUGUGGACCUGCAUGGCCGGUUUGUGGACGAGGAGGGCCGGCUGGUCGACGAACAUGGACGACUGGUGGAUGAGGACGGAGCGUUGUUAGAGGAACAAGAAGAUCAGGAGGAUGGUAUUGUUCGUAUUUGAUUUUGAUAUAAUGUAAAGGACAGCACGCUCGCGGCAGAAAUAUGAUGAUGGUCCUCAAACUACGAGUUAUAGCCUAUUAAUAUUAUCUUAAUCUUGUACUAGUUGCUCAGCAUCCACCUCUUUGAAGAUUGAUUGCUGAGGUCGUCGUCGACCUAUGUUUAAUAACCCGGUUCUUUUUAUUAUUCUGGUUCUUCAACAUAAUCUCGAAUGAGAUUGAUCACUUUAUUUCCACCGAAAUUUCCUGCACAGAGGACGAGGAAGUUGGCGAUACCGAGAAAGACCAACAGGACGAUGGUGGACCACAACAAGAACCCACCAGUUCAUCAUCUUCUGCAAGCAAGAAACGGCGUAGCUCAACAUCCAACGUUGCGAGUCGGGAAAACACCAGCAUUGUCAGCCAAAUCUACGAGGACGAGGAAGGCUACUACACUCUGGAGGACGACGGAACGGUCAUUCCGUUGAAAAAAUCUCCCUCCGGCAACGCUUUUCUCCGGUCCCCGAAGGAGCGGGCGUCGUCCUCGUCGAGCACGCGGAAGAACUCCUCCAUGAGUCCCUCGAAGACGGUAUGCACUGCAAAAGUAUCGUACAACUCGAAGUAAGUGCCGUCAUGCAUGACAAUAAACCCAACGCUCUAGCUGAAGCUGAACUUGCAUGACUAAUUGCAUUUUUGUACUUCAGAAGAUUUGUGACGCAAUUCAUAAUAGAACCAGGGCGAUAUUCCUUUUGCAAUGCAUAGACGGCGAACAAGCCGAAUGUAAAACACGGACACUACCACGUCCCCGAGCCCCAGGUGUCCUACCUCCCGGCAUCCGUACCCGCCUCAAGCAGCGCGUCGAAAGGAAGAUCUGGUGCUGGCGGCAUUGAAGACGUCUCUUCGCCGAAGUCGUCGUCGCCUGGAGGUCCUCCAGGUGGCGCCCGGGGGUCGAAAAGCUCGGUAAUCUCCCUCACGCGGCCGAGGGAGGAGGAGCAAAUCAUGGAGAUCUUCGAGCAGGCCGACGGCAGCUUCGUCGACAUGGCAGGCAUUCCCUGUGACGCCACGGGCCGCUUGAUUGACAAAAAAACCGGGAACUACAUUGAUGCGAGUAUAAGGCGAAGGCUUGAGUUGCUGUUGAUGUUCUUGUUUCAUGAUCUGCCUCGCCCUGUUCGUCAGGAAUAACCGUAGCUGGCUGUGCUUCUUCUGUGGAUCAUAUUAAAGAUGAAGAUGUAUAAAUGCAUUUUUGUUUCUUUCGCUUGCGCAGUAUGUACGCGGGUACCUUCACGGCGAGCCGGUGCCGGUCCUGAUCCUGAACAUCAAGCUGCUGCCUGCACAAAUAGAAAUACCGAAAUCAAACUCCUAUAAUCACAUUAUCUCACGAAUAAUUACCUUCAGACGGCCGUUUUGUGGACCGCGACGGCUACUUCGUGGACCCAGACACGGGAGCCUUUGUCGACGAAAACGGGUAUGCGAUUGAGGAUGAUCGUAUUCACACCGACACGGCCCUGGUCUCCACGGCCGACCUCCCGCACCAAGUCUCCAGUCCCCGGCGCCUGGUUAACAUAAACAAGCACGACGGGACCCGUGUGGAAAGCCCAGCGGCGCAACAAGGGAGAAAUAGCAGUAAUUAUAAUUCAUCAUCUCGCGGCGGUCGUGAACCAGGGGGUCCACGAGGUUCCUCGUCAUCUCCCCAGGUAAACCACGACGACGACGAUGAACUUUCUCAGAUCGUGCCUAGCGGCAAGGAGGUACUACGAUCUCAGACCGAAGGAGAACGCGGGGGAAGAGCCAGAGCUUCAGGAAGUAGCCCCUCCGGAGGACGCGCUGCGGGUCAGCAGAAUAAACUCUCUUCGCCAGUUGAGCUGGUGAGCGCACCGACCAAUGGCAGUAGAUCCUCAUCGGCGAAGAUGAAAGUCGAUACGCAGGCGGAAUCAGGUCAAAUACCGACAUCAACGCUGCAGCCGGCGCCCGGGUCCUUCACCAGUGGCGGGUCGCAAUCGUCGACUGCAGCAGCCGCUCGUCGACAGGAUGAUGUUGAUGAAGUGCCGGUGGUGCUACAAAAUAAAUCGCCAGCACAAGCUCGAUCUUCAAAAACUACGGGAAGGACAUCGACCGGAGGCGGCGGCACUGGAUCUGGAAAUGGUGGAACCGCCGCAGCUGCGACCACCACCGCCGCGCCACCACUGCCUGCGCCCCCAACCACGAGAAAGAAGCGGAUGACGAAAAAGGAGCUGCUGAAAAAGAAACAGAAAGUGGAGCAGCUGCAGCAGUAUGCAUUUUUGCAAAACAGUAUCGUACUUCUUGUUGGAGUUGGAGGAAUUAUUGCAUUUUCAGACUUCUUAGAAGGAAAAAUGAAAUUUGUAAUGCUAGUUCAGCUAGUACUUAAAAUAAAUGGGCACUGUACACGUUGAAAAUAAUUGCAAUUUCUAGUACAACGAGUGCGAUGUUUUUGCAAUGGAUAAGCAGAAGCUUAGCGCGAUUCGGGACCGCAAUGCGCGGCUGAUCCAGAAGUGGUGGCGGCUGCAGGUCGUGCUGCCCAAACGGCGGAAGCGCCUGCACGAGCUGCACCAGCGGGCUGCGAAGUUGCAAUCCUGGUGGCGGUUUCGACGCGGGACAACGCGGGCGCUGCGAAAGUGGUUCAGAUUGCUGGACAAAAGCAAAAACGGGCCGCUGGAAACGUUACGGAAGAUCAAAAAGCUAGAGGAAGAAUCCGACCUCACGCCGACGAUGUUCGCCAAACCACUUCUGCUCUUUCAGCCGCAGAAUGCUGGCGGAACGCCAGCGGGCGGAACAAAUGCUGCCGAAGAACGAGAUUUGUCGCCGAACACGAAGGAGCAGCGGGCGCGCAGAGCUUUUCUCGACCGGUGCGACGCCGCGACCGCCAUGGCGUCCAGCAGGGAAAAAUUCGGCAAUAAAGCAGGAGCGACAACUGCGUCCUCGGCAAAAGCGCAGAAGAUGAAGCAGAAGCGCAGUCGAUACCGAAACCUAGCCGAGGAGUUAGCGUCGCUGGAGAGCAGGAUCCAAACUCUGGCGAAAACAGGCAAGGAUCCGCUGAUUUCCGUAGAAGUGGAGCAGAACCACCAGCAGCAGAGUGGUGGUGGUCCUAGUAUUGCCAGCCGAACCGCUAUUCCGCAGCUGAACGUCCCUGCGCCUUCCUACGCGGCGGUGUAUGGUGGCGGCGGAGCGGCGGCGCCGGCCUCCGUCCGGAGUAGCCGAGCCAGACUUGGCUCGUUUGACAGCUACCCCGGCAGCAACCUCGGCUAUGAUUCCCCGGCCGUGGGGAGUCGCGGCGAUUAUGUCGGUGGGGGUGGAAGUAGUGCAUUCAUUCCGGGAGCAACGCCACUCUACGGCGGGAUGCAGCCCAAUGCCGGCACAACUCCUUUCAGCAACGCUGGACCUUCGGCAGCGGCAGGAGCCACGGCAGCAGCAUCUUCGAGUAGGGCCGCACGAGCAGCAGCAGGAAUGAACAACUUGUCGUGGAGCGAAAAGAUCGGACAGCAAGAGCAAGACGACGCUCAGCUGAUUCCGCCCGGUUCGGCCCGGAGCGGAUACCGUCCUUCCCCAAGGUACGGCGAUGCCCCGGAACCACCUCCAGGGAAAAUGAUGGCACCUCCAUCUAGUACUUCCGGGUCUUUUCAACCACCUUUCGUCCCUACACAGCAAUCGCAGGCGCAGCAGGCAGCCGGCGUUGUGAACCUGCAGACGCAGCCGACGAUCUGGGAGGCCCGGGACAGCGAGGCAGACACCACGCUGGGGUCGCAGCUCCAAACCGUAUCCACAGUAAAUUUCCCGUACACGUACAAAUGCGGUCUAUGCAUGACAAAACUUGGCUUCGAUCCUAGUAUAGCAUGACAAGUUUCACGCUCCAGAUUGGUGAAAUUUCUGAUGCAUCUUGUACAUGUACGGGAAAUUUGUAUUGCAUAAACCGCGCGACGGCACUACUUGGAGGAUGCGCCCAUCAAAUCGUCCGGGGCUUAUUCGUAUCAACUGUAAAAAUGUCUGGGUCUGGAAGAAUUCAUGUUUGUCUUGCUUGUCUGGCAUGACUCUUAAAUCUGUCAUGCACGUUACCCACGAGCUCCGUCUUUCUGUGCUGGUGCAGAGCCGCAGUUUGUCAUGCAGAAUAGGCAACACCUAGGAGCUUCGAAACUUGUCAUGCUGAGCCAGCAUUUGUAGCCUCAUCAUGACACGCCACCCAGCAUCACAAGUUUCCAGACCCAGACAUUUUUACUUUUGAUAAUUCGUUAAACGGCUACGGGGAAAACGACGUGCCGCCCGUCUCGCAGCACGAGCGGUUCCUGCAGGAGACCAAGAGCAAACUGGCCGAGACCAACUCGCAGACGACCACGCCUGCGGAGUCCAGGCGCGGAUCAAAGCCACUCGGUGAACAGGACAAUCUUCACCCUCAUUCUGGUGGAACUUCUGCGGCGGGUGCGGCUGCCUCCAGGCUGUUCGGGGCUGCCGGUGCUGGUGCAGCUUCGUCGUCGAAUAGUGCGGCAAAUACAGCAGGAGCUGGCGGGACAACUGGAGGUCAUAUUCCCGGGCUCGCGUUUGGAAGCGGUGGCGCAAAUACUACUUCUAUGCCGCAAGGGCGGGUGAGCGGCGAAAGCUUUCUGGAUCGGUCUAUCAACACCCCUCGCUCAGUUAUGGAGACCAGCUUCAGCGAGCAGCAGCAGCGGCAAACGCGUGGUGGUACAACUGGCCCGGUGGUCGGAUCGUCGUUGGUUCUGGUGCCAGAGCAACCGUUCGGCGGACCAGGAGGUGGGAGUGCAAACACAUCCGGCAUGCUGGCUGGUGACCAAAGUUCUUUCUGUGAGCACUACGGGCCGCCGCCACGUGGAAGUACUAGUAGUAACGUGUAUCCGGCACCCGGAGGUGGACCUCCAUCAGCCAAUACCUACACGCCGCGCUCGAUCCAGCACGCAGCUGUCUUCCGUACAGAAGAUGAUGAUCUCGACUUUCUUAUCGAUGAAGAUCAAGACGCAACAAAAAUCCUGACUGCUUAUCUUCUUCGUGCUGUCUCUGUCAUGCUCGUCAUGUUCACUACACUGGGUCGUGCAGCCCAGACACAACUUUAUCUUUUUCACCCUCUCGUCGCUUGUGAAUUCUGCACCAGCUUCGCUAGAGCGAUCGCCUGAAUUUGUUUUGGUAGGAAAAAAAAUAGUUAUUCUGAAAAAAAAAACCUCAGGCGUCGCUUCGCACCAGACUGGGGGGUCUUCCGGGGAGCUGCAACACCAGCCGCCAAAUUUCCCGCAGCAAAACGUCUACCGCCCCAACGACUCCGCGCUUUCACUGGAGGAAGCAGCGCUCGCCCCGUCGCCGUACUACGCAAGUGCGCCCCCGGGCGGGGGGAACAAUGUUCGCCCUGCGCCAGGCGCGAUGCCACCACCGAUCCUGUCAACGCGGGGGGCAGGUGGAGGUCAAGGGCAAUUCUACAACAACCAGUCGAACCAAAAUAAUCAGUACGACCAGGAAAACUGGCAGGCGAACCUGAGCGUCCAGGAAAACAUUUACCGCACGGACAACGAGUUGCGCGGGCUCCUGAAGCCGGAACACAUGCAGCUCUUUGCCGGCUUCAUUCGCGGCUUCGUCACCCGCCACGCGCUGGCAAGGCUGUGGCCGCAGAUCCAGCAAACGCACGACGUCUACGACAUGAUCUUGGACAUGGAGCAAGGCACAGCUUCAGAGGACCCGGGUUUUCUCGACCACUUGUAUGCCACGCUCCACAGCCAGUGCGGCGACAUUUCCAAAGCGCUGCACAACGCCAAGUUCCGCACGUUCCGGAAGCCGAAAAAAACCGCGAAAAUUGACAAGUUCCCCGGCUGGUGGGCGUUUCCGGGCCGGUUCAAGCAGGGCACGAAGGGGACGGGAAACAAGAAAAAUCCGUACUACAGCUAUCCACAGUAAAAUUCCCGUACACGUACUUAAGUCCAAAUGUGGUCUCUACAUGACAAAAAUUGGCUUCGAUCCUAGUUUAGCAUGACAAGUCUUACCCUCCAAAUUGGUGGAGUUAUUAAUUUGUGAUGCAUCCUGUACAUGUACGGGAAACUUGUAUUGCAUAGCAGCUACGCAAACAGCACGACCAUGAGCCGGACGAGAUCCAGCCUGAGUGCCCAGCACAACGAGGACGCCCUGAAUAAGCGCAGGGAAAAGAAACCUAUCAAAUGUAAAAGUGUCUGGGUGGUCUGGAAGAAUGCAAGAUUUGUCAUGCAUAUUUCUCAUGACCCAUGACGCCUGUAAUGCAUGCCCUAGCAUCACAGGUUUUUUGAUGGAUUCUUGAUGCCCAUUCCGCAUGACAAAUGCUCUCUCCGCAUAGCAAAAUUUAGACUCUGUUUCCUGCUCAUGCAACACAAAUUUUUGAGUCAUCGAAACGCAGCAUCACAAGUUGCAUUCUUCCAGACCCAGACACUUCUACAUUUGAUAAAACCGUUCCUGAAACGAUCCUCCGAGGCGGUUCCCGUCAACACCAAGCCGGUGCACUGGCGGGCGGCUGCGAAGGUGGACAGCUGGAAAGCCCCGGACGAAGACUCUGAGUUGCUACUGUCCUCCGGGGCCGUUCCUGCCGGGGGGACAGGGAGAAGUAUAGAAAGAAACUGUUGCUGUUUUUUUAUGCCCGUAGCUUUCUAUGCAGACUCAGUUUUUAAGUACAGCUACCAUUGGCUUUGCAUAUAUCCUUCGAAUCCGAAUACUCGUGAAGAGGGUGAAGGCUGCAUCUGCAAAAGCAACAUCUACCAGGCACAACGCGGAGCGCCACAUCGAAGAUGAAAAAAGGUGACUUCGUCGCGGUCGGUCCGAAGGUGCACACAGCUCGCGGAUCGCAAAAUUCCCUGGCCUCGACCUCCUCUGCGGUACUGCAGCAACGUCCUGGUGUAUCCCACGAAAAAACUGUUUCACUGUGGUGAUAGUGCAAGAUCUGCAUCACAAGUUUGUUACACAAAACACGGAAAAUUUGCUAUGCGCGCUUCCCAAGGGAAGACACACCAGGAAAUCCAAUGUCUUGCAGGUGUAGCAAGACAAACACUUUGGUGCUUCGUUCUCUACUGCAUCACAAGUUCACAUUGAAGCAGUUUUUUCUUGCGAUAUGCUGCGGGUGGUAGUGCGGCCCCGUCAUCAAUCAAGCCGUACCGGAGUCUGGCACCGACCACCCUGCAGCAAAAUAGCGCUGCAGGCUUUCAACCAAAAAUACUGAGUCGGGGGAAGUGA